Neurospora tetrasperma FGSC 2508 is the source of this 237-nucleotide messenger RNA. RefSeq lists its product as uncharacterized. The transcript is spliced from 2 exons. NCBI's taxonomy places the organism in Eukaryota, Fungi, Ascomycota, Sordariomycetes, Sordariales, Sordariaceae. Bases 1 to 237 code for a protein of 78 amino acids. The record is from RefSeq and is a predicted model, not a curated record.
AUGCGCACUUUCACCCUCUUCGCUUCUUUAUUGACGCUAAUCAGCAGCGCCGUCGUCAAAGCAGCAGAUUACGGCCCCUGCCCCUACAACGAAAACGAAAAUUGCUGGGAAAUCAUGGACAACACCGCUUGCUUCUUGAACCCGACAAGCACGGAGCAGAUCUUUGCUUGUAUCUCUGGUGGGAAGGAGGGUGGGCGUGAAUACCGAUCCGCCGAUGCCGGCCCCGACGAGUGUUGA